Phanerochaete carnosa HHB-10118-sp is the source of this 2528-nucleotide messenger RNA. RefSeq lists its product as uncharacterized. The transcript is spliced from 12 exons. Lineage: Eukaryota; Fungi; Basidiomycota; Agaricomycetes; Polyporales; Phanerochaetaceae. The record is from RefSeq and is a predicted model, not a curated record. Bases 701 to 2329 code for a protein of 542 amino acids.
GCUUUGUUUCCCCCCGUCCACAUGGCGGUGACCAUUCACAUGCACAUCAGCCUGUAUCCGACGUUGAUGUUGGACGUCGAGACGUUUGUGCCUGGUAUCUGUGACUGCCUCCGCCUCAUCCUUGUCGCGGCAUUCUUACUGCGGCAAAGUCCCACGUCAAGCUGCGAGAUCAGACAGUUAGCUAACCCCAGUGAUUGGGUCCAGAUGUUCUCUCUCCAGUGUCGACCGAAGAUCCCGUGCGGGAGGGGCAGCACUUCCUUGCACGGCGCCGCCUGUCAGUGCGGACCAUUUAUCCAGGUCGCCCAGAUGCCCAAUCGGGCGACUUCGAGGCCCACGCGGCGGCGAAGAGCUCGGCAGCAGCAAUGCGAGAGUUCAAUCGACCGUCACCGUUUGACUUGCACUGAGCUCUGGACGUGUCUUCGACGUCUGCGUGUGGCGCCGCCCAGCCUCCGGCCCAACCCAGCGAUCCUUGCCCCUCCCCACCCACCUCGCUCGCCGUCUCCCAGCCGGUCUUAACCACCCCACUCUCGCUCGCUCAGACGAUCCUUUCUAGUUCUCCCCACAGGCGACACUGCAUCUUCAUGCACAUUCCGACGCACACGUCCUCGAGGGGUUGACACCACAGCAUCGCGCCGAGAACGGCGAGCAUCUUCCCGACUUCAAACUCUGUGCGAUCUGACCGCGCUGCACCGGCCGAGCCAUGCCCAACUCAGCCCAGUCCUUCGUUUCAUCGAGCAUUUCUACCUCGUCUUAUGCCCAUGCAGACUGGAAGAUAUGGUUCUACCUCGUUGCUCAGCUGGUUGGCGGAGUUGGACUGACCCUCUUACUGGCGACAAUGCUCUGGCCUACCACCAAGCGCAAACCGCGAAACCCCCUGCUCAUCUCGAUGUGUUUCUCGUGGUGGAUCUCAUCGUUUCCGUCUGUCCUCUUGCUGUACUAUGUGGGGCAGGUGACAGGCCCGCCGCCACGGCGUCAGGUCUGCCUUGCAAGUGCUGUCCUGACAACGUCCCAGAGAGCCCUCGUUGCGCUGACGGCCCCAGCGCUGAUCUUCCAUAUCUGGCUCGUUGUGCAAACUGCGGUUGGAUCAAGGUUCACGGAUGACCGGAUGUUACAUGCUAGCACCAUCAUAUGUCUGGUAUCUCCCUGGAUCGUCUACGGUUCUGUUGCCUUGGUAACACUGGUAAUAGGCCUUCGUGACCCGCAGUUAGUACGCCGGGCAACGUACUACUGCGUCAUUAAUGACGCACACCUGACGGAGACCGUCGGGACCGUCGGCUCCGUAGCAACGCUCGCCGCGAUCGUCUUAGAAGUAUGGAUAGUCGCGCUGCUCUACCGAAACCGGUCUUCUAUCAAGCAGCUCUCCAGAAACGGCCGCGGGUUGGAUUUCUCCCUCGUGUUCAGGGUGUGUGUGUUUGGCGUGUAUGUGUUUAUCGGGCUCUGUCUCAACAUCAUGUUGGCCAUCAACUUGACAAGUCCCAUCCCAGAUCUGAUAUGCUCCACCUUCCCAAUCGCCAUCUUUGUCGUCUUCGGCACCCAGCCCGACAUCUGGCGCAUCUGGCGCGACGCCUCCCGCCAAGUCACCUCCCGCCACUCAGCCGCCGGCCUCAACAGCCAGUCCUCGCGCUCGAACGCAUUCUCCUCCACAACUUUCUCGCUUUCAUUCCUCAGGCCGUCCUCGCGCAGCAGCCCCUGCCAGCGCUCACACCCCCUCGCGCCCUCGCACCCCUGGUUGCCCGCCUCGACACAUGCGCCACCCUAUCCUUACACACAUUACCAUACGCGCUCCCUCCCGCUCCCUCCCCUCCCCGCGGCGCUGCAGCCGCCCGCACUCCGCGGCCGCGGCGCCGCCCACGCCCACGCCCGGCCGGGUUUCGUCCGCAUCCAGUCGACGCCAGACCUUGUCCUACAGCGCGGCAGCGGCAGCAGCGCGCCCUCGUCUCCGACCUCCCCAAUCUCCCCGACCUCGUUCGGCUCCUCCGACUCGCAACCGUGGCCGUCGUGGCAGGGGGGCCGUGACGUGCACUACCCGCCGCGCCGGCCGUUCUCCCCGUCUGCUGUGCACGGGUGGGCGUCCCCGCCGCCGACGCCGUCGGUCAUUGACCUGCGCGCCGCGUCCCCGGUGGACGACGGCAAAGGUGCUGCUGGCACCGCUGGCUUUGGUGGGAGCUGCGACGAGCUGCUGGGCGUGCCUGCUGCCGCGGUCGUGCGUCGCAGCGCUGGCGCCGACGACUACACGCCCGUCUGGGACAUUUUUGCUGCUGCUGCGGCGGCGGACGGGGAGGGCGCUGAGUACGACGAGGAGGGUGUCAGAGUCUGGAGGGCGUUGUGAGGGGCCUGCAGGUGGUGGCUGGGCCACCGAGUCCGGGACGUUGUCUUUGCGUUUCUUCCGUGGUCAUGUUUUUCGUGUUUUCGUGUUUUUUUUGUGAUGUCGUCGUGUUGGUUGAGUUUGGGUGAUCGACUCGUGAGCGCCUGGCGCCGGGCUGUAAAUGUACCCCCGCUGUAGCUGUAUCGCCGUCUCCUUGUGUAGU